AUGUUUCACACUGGGGGCCUCGUUGUCUUCUGUGGGCUGCUGGCCCAGGUCACAGCCCAGCUCGCAGGCAUGCCCGUGCCGCUGGACCCAGGCCUGCCCGAGCCCCUGGACCCGACUCUGUCUUUGGAUCUGACUCCAGUCCUGGAUUCAAAUCCCAUAGAUCUUGCUGGAAGCUUGAGGGAUGCUCUCAGCAAAGGCCUGCUCUUUGGGGGUCUGCUGGACAUUCUGGAAAGCCUCCCGCUUUUGAACAUCCUGAAGCCUGGAGGGGGCACUUCUGGUGGCCUGGUUGGCCUUUUCGGAAAACUGGCUUCCUCUCUCUCCAUCCUGAACAACAUCCUCUC
Molecule: messenger RNA, 341 nt
Organism: Urocitellus parryii (Arctic ground squirrel)
Lineage: Eukaryota; Metazoa; Chordata; Mammalia; Rodentia; Sciuridae
Source: RefSeq, a predicted model, not a curated record